This is a messenger RNA of Branchiostoma floridae (Florida lancelet), 2638 nucleotides long. Its product is annotated as CUB and zona pellucida-like domain-containing protein 1. The record is from RefSeq and is a predicted model, not a curated record. Bases 1004 to 2167 code for a protein of 387 amino acids. The transcript has 8 exons. Lineage: Eukaryota; Metazoa; Chordata; Leptocardii; Amphioxiformes; Branchiostomatidae.
GUAUGUGAUCCUGAGGGGACUCUGAAAACGCUUCGUCACCAGAAUGAGGGUGUACUGAGAAAUGCUGUAAGUUGCCAGUUGCUUUGACCACUAAGCGAUGCGCAGAACAUUGUCCAAUCUUCGUAAUCAGGUUGCCUCAACGUGUACAUUUUGUGUAUCUCAGGACGCCGGAGUAUUGUUGCAAACAGCAAUCAACGGGAACCUACCAAACAUAAAACAACAACACCUAAUGGACAGUACCAGCCAACCAGAGGAUCGCAACAUCCAAGCAGACGUUAGGGUGGAGGAACGCAACGUUCUCUGGCAGCCACUCGCGUGUCUAGGGUUCUUUGGUUCAAACACUUCGAAACUCUCUCCAUAUGUGAUGAUAAAAGGGCAGUGUGGGUUCUCUUUUUUGAUAGCUUCGUUUCCCUUUUCUCACUUAUUGAUCUAUUUUACAAUAUAGAUGUUGUUUGUUCGGGGUAGUAUUUAAUCUGCUUUUACAUCAGUAUUAUUCAAGUGAGAUCAAAGUGCCACCAUGCAGAAUAUCAUGAAGGUAAGAGUUUGGUUUACAUUACAACCAAGCGCGCGAAAACGGUUAGGGCAGUGCGCAGGCGCAGAGGCUCGCUAACACACAAGGCGUCUUUCCUUUCUUCUUCACGUCUCCUCUUCAUACUAAGCAUGCACCACUAACUAUUGAAUCUUAUUGUGUUUCAGAACGGUUUUGUGGUCUUUCCUAGCCUGGAGUCCAGCCUUGUCCGCUUUAGUCCGCCCCGAAGGCGCAACCCGUUGUUGGCGUGACUUAAGCGGACUCCAGACUAGGUCUUACCACCGCAAAACAAGACAUGUGACAAGCAAGUUAUCCCUAUCAAGUGGCGAAUUAAGGUCAUGCCAUAUUUCAUUUGGAAAGGGAUGGAAAGCACAUUUACAGUCUAUUGCGGGAUAACUUGCUUUCACAUGUAAGACAUUACUCCGGAAACACGUCCUCACUAUUCAUACUGUUUCAGCUGUAACAACAACUCAGAUGACCACUCCUGACGGUACUUCUGCCGCACCAGAGACCGUAGCGCCUGCUGAGGUACACACGUGGAAACCGAUCUUCACCCUACCGACACUACCUUCGGUAGUAGAUGGAGCGGGGCCGGAAGCCUUCGCCAUGUUGGAGUGCACGGGAGAGUACAUGCAGAUUGUGUUCCGUCGCUCACAUAUUCCCGACUUCGAUACGGGCCACCUGCACCUCAUAGACCCAUCGUGCAAAGCGACCGGAAACGCUACACACAUCAUUCUGACUGCUCCGUUGGAAGGAUGUGGAACUGUCAAGACGGAUACGGCCUCUGAAAUCAUCUACUUCAACAAGGUGCUCAGCAGCGACAACGAUGGCAUCGCCUUCAUCACUCGCAUCCGGGAGCUUGAAGUGCCGUUUGAAUGCCGCAUGGACACACGGGAUACCGUGAGCGCCAUGUUCAGUCCGCAGAUUGAGAAGAUCUUCUUCUUCAGGUCGGCUCAUGGGAAGUACAACUUCGACAUGCAGCUGUUUCAGUCAGCCACCUUCCAGCAGCAAAUAGAUACUUUCCCGUACGUGGUGCAGUUGAACCAGCCGCUGUAUGUGCAAGUCGAGGUCCUGACUCCGGACCAGGAUCUGCAGCUGUUCGCAGAGAACUGCAUGGCCACUCCGUCAGCGAACAUACUGGACCCCAUGUCUUACACAUUCAUCAGUGAUGGAUGCCCAGUGGACAGCACCUUUCUCUCACUGUCCUCAAGCAGCCUGAAAGAGAAGCGCUUCAGUAUCAACUCCUUCGCUUUCGUCAAGGACUAUCCUGAGGUGUAUUUGCACUGUACAGUGAUGGUGUGUAACGCCACAGACCUGAGUUCUCGGUGCGCCCAGGGCUGUCUGCCACCCUCAGCUCGACAGAAGAGAACUGCUCCUGGUGCCGAGCCGCGGUACAACGUGUACAAGGGCCCAAUUCUGAACCCAGGGUACAAGCGACCUGAUGACAUAGAUCUUGCAGAAGAGGUUGAGGAGAAUCGUGGAGCCCAAGUUCCUCCCAGUGUCAUGACAUCACUGGUUAUUGCUGUCGGGCUGCUGCUGUGCGUCGUCGUCACUUUGGUGGGCGUUAUCGCCUACAUGCGCAUGCGCACAGCCCACAAGAAGCUCUACGUGGCUCUGCCCACUGAUGACCUGGAGUGAAUGACCUCGCCUCAAAAUGGCGAUUUUCGUUGUUAUAGCUUUACUUGCUUGCGUGCGCCGUCAGACACAAAUGAUUGUAAUCUGCACACAGGAUUUUGUCUGCUCUCUAUAGCAACCGUAGUCUUAAAGGAUUUAAUUUCAAUAUUUGUGUAGUUCAUCUUAUAGAUGGAAAUUGUCUUUUGUUAUACCUUACAAUUCCCAAUACAAUAUCAGACUUCUGUAGUUAUAAUCUCCUCCACGAUAUCAGAAUUCACAAACCAUGGCCAGAACAUUUGUGGUAAUCAUCUAGUUGGCUAUUACUGUCUUUCUCUGUCGAUCUUCUGUAGAACAAAAAUGUCCUCACCAAUAUUGCAUGGAAAAUGGCCGAAAAUUGUGUACUUGAUGAAACUUCCCCAUUAGCGGAAUCGCUUUGUACUAUAUGAAGUACUUGCUUGCUGAAUAAACCGUGAACGCACGGCCGUUGUGCAAAAA